Molecule: messenger RNA, 286 nt
Organism: Acaulospora colombiana
Lineage: Eukaryota; Fungi; Glomeromycota; Glomeromycetes; Diversisporales; Acaulosporaceae
Source: the annotation of a GenBank genome assembly
AAUGUUACGGCCCUUGUGUUCUUGGUCGCCCUUUCCGAAUAUGAUCAGAUGCUUUACGAAGAUGAAUCUGUGAAUCGAAUGCAGGAGACUACUCGAGAAACUCCAUAUAGGGGUAUAUGCUGCUCGGCCGACACUCAGCAAAUCAAAUCUCCGUUCGCCGUCGACCUAGGCUCACAAGAAUCUUUACGAACCGCCUUGGAACGCCUGGUGCCCUUUUUCCGAGACUCAGGAGGGCAUGUUAUUUGGGAACGAGAACGAUCGGAAGAAAAAGCUCUAGAAAGGAACA